This is a messenger RNA of Postia placenta MAD-698-R-SB12, 2331 nucleotides long. RefSeq lists its product as hypothetical. NCBI's taxonomy places the organism in Eukaryota, Fungi, Basidiomycota, Agaricomycetes, Polyporales, Adustoporiaceae. The record is from RefSeq and is a predicted model, not a curated record. The coding region runs from base 1 to 2331 and encodes 776 amino acids. Gene Ontology annotation, molecular function: hydrolase activity. The transcript has 2 exons.
AUGACCGCCAUUUUUCAUAAUCCUCUCGCGUCGCAGUACACUGUGCCACAGGCAGCGCGUCCUGACGCGAGCGUCUCCGCGUUCCACACCUCCCUUGAAGGUUAUACACCAACAGAUCUGCUCUCUCUCCCUGAUCUCGCACGCGAGCUGCGCGUAGGACACGUUCUUGUGAAGAACGAGUCCGUGCGCCUCGGACUCCCUGCCUUCAAGAUCCUGGGCGCGUCGUGGGCCGCAUGCCGCGUCAUUACACGGCAUCUAGGGUUGCCGCUGAAUCAUGUUGGACGAUCGCUCGCGGAUCUGUCAAGGGCGGCAAAGGAUCGCGGGAUCACCCUGCUGACCGCGACGGACGGGAAUCAUGGACGCGCGUUGGCCAGGAUAAGUAGCCUGCUAGGAGUCAAGUGCCAGGUCUAUGUGCCAAAGGGGCUCGAGACAUCAGUGGUAUCGCUUAUUGCGGACGAAGGUGCACUGGUAGAAGAGGUGGAUGGCGAUUACGAUGCCGCUGUGCUCAAGGCUUACGAAGCUGCGAAUGCUGUGAGGAAUGGUAUCUUAGUGCAGGAUACAGCUUUAGAGGGCUAUGAAGAGAUUCCGAAGUGGAUUGUAGACGGAUACUCGACCAUGUUCGUGGAGAUAGACGAGCAAAUACACACGCUGACAGGAGGAAAGGAUGCUGACAUCGUCAUGGUUCCUGUCGGCGUCGGCUCCCUAGCUCAGGCCGCCGUCACACACUUCAAGCGGACCGGACGCACAAGCCAAACUCAGAUCAUCACUGUAGAGCCCGACACCGCUGCCUGCCUCAUAACCGCGCUCAGGAACGCGUCGGCGUCCUCGACAAGCGCCGUCACCGCCUCUGUGCCAGGCGGGACCUUGACAAGCCCGACUAUCAUGACCGGCUUGUGCUGCGGCACCGUGUCGCCGCUCGCGUGGCCGUUGCUGCGCGGGGGCGGCGAUUUCGCCACGUCAGUCGCGGACAUUGAGGCGCAUCAGGCCGUGAAGGACCUCCAACGGGUUGGUAUCGACGCAGGACCGUGCGGGGCUGCGCCCCUCGCAGCACUCCGUCGCUUUGCAUCCCUGCGGCCUGGGGCUCUCCGUCCGGACAGCGUUGUCCUCCUACUCGCGACCGAGGGCCCGCGAGAAUAUGUACCACCGCUCGACGCGACCACGACGGACCCCGUCGUGCUCACACAGAUCCUGACGCGCAUCGACUCGUCGAACCCUGACCUCAGCAAAGACGCGGGUGCGGGAGAGGCUCGUAUCGCUGACUACCUCCACGCAUGGCUGGCGCACCACGGCUUUGCGGUGCACCGCCUCGAGGCGCGCCCCGGCCGGCCCAGUAUCAUCGGCGUCGCAAAGGGAAGUGGCGCAGGACGGACGUUGAUGUUCAACGGGCAUGUGGACACGGUGACGCUGGCUGGAUACAACGGUGAUCCGUUGAGUGGUGAGAUCAUCGACGGUGCUGUGCAUGGGCGCGGCGCCUUCGACAUGAAAGCGGGCGUUGCUGCAUCACUGGUGGCUGCCUAUCGUGCACGCGAGACGCAUGAUCUGAAAGGAGAUAUCGUUCUAGCCCUUGUUGCAGACGAGGAGAACUUGAGCUUGGGCACACAGGAGGUGUUGGCGGCCGGCUGGCGGGCGGACGGUGCAGUUGUCAGCGAACCCACCGACGAGGCUCUUAUGCUCGCGCACAAGGGCUUUGUCUGGGCUAAAGUUGACAUCAUCGGGAAAGCGGGGCACGGGUCCCGUCCUGACCUGGGUGUAGAUGCCAUCGCGAAGGCGGGACACUUCCUCGUUGCGCUGGAGCGCUACGGCGAUGCACUAAUGAAAAGCCAACUGACGUGUGCAGUCAGCCACUCGCUACUUGGCACGGGAACUGUGCACGCCGGUCUGAUCAAGGGCGGAGAAGAGAUAUCAUCUUACCCAGCACUAUGCACUGUCUCCGUUGAGCGCAGGACGGUGCCUGGAGAGACGCCUGUGACGGUGGAACAGCAAUUACGAGUGAUCCUCGACGGCAUAACGAGAGACGUACCGGACUUUCAGUACGCGUUGCGCAUAGGCGAGUCGCGCUCGCCCUACGAGGUCGACGCGGAUCAUGCGUUCGUGCGCCUCUUCAGCAAGCACGCGGAAGCGGUCCUCGGUGUGCCCCCCAGAAUUACCGGUGCCCCGUACUGGGCGGAUAGCGCGCUCUUGGCAGACGCAGGGAUACCUGUCGUGCUGUUUGGGGCGCAGGGUCGGGGCAUGCACUCGGCGAACGAGUCGGUGGAUGCCGCGAGUAUCAAGCGGGUGACCCAGCUGCUAACGAAAUUUGCUACUGACUUCUGUGGCGGGACUAAGAACUGA